This is a messenger RNA of Ornithodoros turicata, 1270 nucleotides long. RefSeq names its product alpha-1,4-N-acetylglucosaminyltransferase-like. The transcript is spliced from 5 exons. Lineage: Eukaryota; Metazoa; Arthropoda; Arachnida; Ixodida; Argasidae. The coding region runs from base 133 to 1221 and encodes 362 amino acids. The record is from RefSeq and is a predicted model, not a curated record.
UCUGUGGUUGUUCCAGUGUUCCAGUAGAGGCUUCCUUCAAAUCUGUAGCCGGCUUUUCUCAUCCUCGUCGAUUUUUUAAAAUUAGCAACGACGGAACCGUUAUCGUUUACCAGCCUUCCGAACCACAGUCAAAUGAGAAGAGGCGCAGAGAGGCGUCUUGGUGCGUUGAAGUUACUCCUCAGCACAAGCCGUUCUUCGAAGAAGACACUCCUUAUAGUCAUCAUACCUGUUAUACUUUACGUGCUCCUUGUCUUGAUCCCACGAGUACGGAACAUUCUGCAUUCCUCCUUACGUCAACCGGUAUGCUUCUACAGCACCGACAACUAUACCGGUUCCAGUUCGUACGUUGUACCCAACAUCAUCCACUUCGUGCGGUUCGGACAGCCGAAUAUCUCCUUCAUAGAUGCCGUGGGCAUCCGCUCUGCGUACAUCAACCACGCACCGGACAAAAUUGUAGUGCACUGCGACGUGUGCAGGAUAGAGGGACCGUAUGGCUACUUGGUUCGCGAUAUACCAAUCAUAACUUUCGAGGAACUGCAGCCAACAAACAAUAUCUUUGGGCGCAACGUGACCCGGAUUCACCACGCCUCGGACAUCGCUCGUGUGCAGGUUCUGUUGAAGUACGGUGGCAUCUACUUGGACAACGACUGCAUAGUCAUUCGACCUCUGCACCAAUUUCGACACUUUGAGAUGACCAUAGGCUGGUCACCUGGUGCGUAUUUAGCCAGCAUGGUGUUGUUAGCAGCACCAGGUGCACGAUUCCUUCACCUGCACCGGGAUCUUUACCGCGAAUACAAGAGCAGCUUGUGGUAUUACAACGUCGGAGACCUGCCCACCAUGCGUCUGCUGUGGCCACAUCCCCAUCUCAUUCACGCCGUCCCUGUCCUCUUCGGUAUCGACAUGGACAUGCUCCGCAAGCUGUACACCCCUGGUCUAAAUAUCGAAUGGAGGAGGUAUUUUGCGGUUCACACGCUCAUCCGCCACCGUUGUGAAUGGAGAGACCCGUUGCGUGGUCGGAAGAUUGACAUGGAGAACAUAAGGACGUACAACACGUCGCUGGGAGAAAUGAUCCGGGAGGUUCUCUUUGGGACUUCCGCGUUUGUCAGCAACGACACCAAAGUGAAACCUGUUGCCGACCUCUACGCUGUAAAGCCAUUCGGUCGAACACUUGCUCCAGCAACCGUAGCGCCCCUUAGGGGCCAGAUGUUAAAGUUCGAGUAGUAGUAGUAGUUUCAAAUCGUUAUACGAAAUAAAAUUAUACCUCCGUCAA